Anopheles funestus (African malaria mosquito) is the source of this 6172-nucleotide messenger RNA. RefSeq names its product soluble guanylate cyclase 88E (gene Gyc88E). Gene Ontology annotation, cellular component: guanylate cyclase complex, soluble. The record is from RefSeq and is a predicted model, not a curated record. NCBI's taxonomy places the organism in Eukaryota, Metazoa, Arthropoda, Insecta, Diptera, Culicidae. Gene Ontology annotation, molecular function: guanylate cyclase activity; heme binding; oxygen sensor activity. The transcript is spliced from 11 exons. Gene Ontology annotation, biological process: nitric oxide-cGMP-mediated signaling; cGMP biosynthetic process; response to oxygen levels. The coding region runs from base 2930 to 5908 and encodes 992 amino acids.
AGGCAUCGGUUGCGGUGGAAACCAACGAAAUCUCCUUGAAAGCAACCGCGAAUCAUUCGCGAAUCGACGUACCACACGUUCGGUUUUGCAUCGCUCUACAGACGGGUGCUUUGCUUUGCUGUGCGCGUGAUUACAGCCGGUAGGUGUAGAAGUGUUUUGGUGCUUUGUGUUUUGUUUAUACACGGAACGUACGCAAAAGGGUGCAAAUGUGGACAAACGGCAUUCAUCAAAGCAAACGCACGCAGGAGAUGGAUGGGGCGCCGAAUGGAGAAGAUUAGGUUAGGUUAGGUCUUUGGUGCUAGAAGUGAAUGUUUAUUUGACCUCAACCACUUGGUGACAACAAUUGACUGUUAGUGUUUGUGGUGGGUGUGUGUGUGUGUGUUUUGGUGAAGAGUGCUGAACUGUGCUGAAAGCAGGACUCUCGUGACGUGACGAGAAAAUCCCACUUGAUCAUGCCCAUUUUCCACCGCUAAUGAAAACACACCACACACGGUGGGCGAAACAACUAAACCCGAGAGACAUACUCAGAAGCAGUCUGAAAUCUUCAUCCAUCUUUCGCAGCACCACCACCAGCGAAACAGCGUUGAUGAAAUUGUUUAUUUAAGCUUGCAAUCGUUGGAUGAAAUGUGAUGAGAACGUUGCUGCAGGGGACACUUAUCUGAUCGUACACCAUUGACUAAUGGUCCGCCUCGGAACGGCUGGUGUUUGGUGCUGAUUGGUAAUUAAAUCAUAUUUUGAUGUAUCAUGACCACCACAAACAAUGCAACCCAACUCAUCCGUAAGCGAACGAUUAGUAAUUCGUACCAAUUUUGAUUGCUCAGGAAUUUCGAAUUCCGACGCGUGGAAUGGAAUGCAACAUAUCGGAAACAGCGCGUGACAUGGGUUUGACAGCUAACCGGCGGUUGGUUUUAUCGAGCGGAAACGGGCGUUUGGGAAAAAGCCGGAAGAUUUCAAUUUCUGCUGUCACAAUAGUAUAUCGAAGCCGGCAUUGAUUGGGAUUGGGAGCUGCUGCGUGAUGAUUUGCCAAACAAUUCGGUACGUGGCCGUACGUCAAACGUUAUGCUCCCCUGUUGGCCGCUGUGACCCGAAGGGACCAUCAAUCUUCGUUAGCAUUCAUUAGUGGGCAGCAGCAGGAGCAGCAGCAGUAGAUUCUAGGGUGGUUUAAUUCAUCAUCGAGAAUUUAUGAUUUUGUCUGCUUUUUAUUAGCUCCCGGGAUGGUACGUUACAUGUCCGGAUCAUCGAGCCGGAAAAAGGGUGGUUUUUGUUUUGUGGUGAUUGAGUCAGUAACCCUCAGACGGUGUGUUGUCUGUUUGUUUGUUUGCCAUUAAACCGUACACACUUGAAGACCGAAGGCUGGGAGCUAUUUUUGAACGUUAUCCCCACACACAGCACGACGUUUAAUUGAACGUUAAUGAAGAAACCUCUAUUAGCGAAAACACUUCCUCCACCGUUGAAGAUACUUGUUCUUCAGUUUUUGUUCUGCGAUCCCACCGUAACCACUUCAAACGCCACGGUCGGGGUUCCGGAAUUACUCCGUAUAAUUUGCAACUUAAUUUGAUCCUUUACUCACUUUCCCUUCCUGUACACCGCACUCCGUUCAGAAUGAGGGAAGAUUUUACCGAACCUUCGGUGUUCGCGUGUGUGUCCUUGUGGGAAAGUUUUCUCCUAAUACUGUGCUUAAAGUUUCCCGACCUUCCGUACGUCCGUUUCGAAUGAAGUGGAACUUUAGCUUAAGAAGCUGCAACAUGCAUCCCUCUCUUUCUCUCUCUCUUCUUUUGGCUAUGUGUUAUCAUUUUUUAUUCCUUUCUUUUUAAACCUUAAUUCCAUCUUCGAGAGACUUCGCUUUCGGUUUGCGUAAUGUCGCAGCUUUUAGCGUACGUUUUGCUGUUCCCUCGCCGUAUCCUUAUAGGGACCUUAUCAUCCUGUAUCCAUCUGCGUUCUGUCGCCAAGGAUCACGUGGAAUUCGCUUCGGGAAUUUCACUUUAUUUCGUACUGUCAAUUUCACAUCCUUCUUGUGUGGGUAUGUGUGUGAAAAACCGAGAGAGAGAGAGAGAGAGAGAGAGAGAGAGAGAGAAAGGGAGUAUCAGCUUAAGAAGAAGAUGGGAAAUGUUCAAUACAUGCACCUUUUUUUUGUUUCUACAAGAAAAUCUUCCAACGUAAGUAGAAAAAAAACGCAGAAAGAAUAAGUGACACAUUCUACCCUCCGGGGCAUACGAUGCAGAAGACGUCCCGCUUGAAAGGAUCAGAAAUCGGAUGAAAUUACACCAUCCUCAGCUUGUGGCGCCCCUGCUUUUUGCUCACCAUUCACCAGUAGCAGUAGCUGUAAAAUCCCUGAAGAUUGCUAGCUAAAAGCGACGAUUUGUACUCACUGUGUAGCACCGUUGCGGAUUAGAAAAGCUUAAAAAAGAGCCUCCAAUAACAGUUACGACUGGUGUAUGCGUGCAUUUAGUAUCUAAUGUGUUAGUUCGUUGUUAGUUUUUUUGUUUUUUGUCGGUCAAAGUGCAACAGCAUUGUGGUCCAUUGGCUGGUGGAGUCCACGCCAUCUUCACGAUGGUUGACAAUGUGCAGUGAUUGUUGGUUUCGUCGUUCGAAAUGGUGAACGAUUGCAGUGUGGCAACUGCUGUAAAGUGAUCCCCUCUUUCGAAGAAGUGAGAUUGAUAACGGCAUCAUUCAUUCCGACGGUCCAGAUCCAGCCGUACGCCAACGGUACAACGGUGUCUUCUAAAAGAAGCUUUCCAGAGUGGGUGGGUAAAGCAAGACAUUGGAAGCAGCUGGGAUCGUGCCGUUCCGCUCCCCAGAAAGUAACAGACAGCGAGUGAAUCGGCCGAUAGUGACGGUGGGAACGAUCAGUCGGUGAGCGCAGUGUACGUGACGACCGUCGGUGCCACCGUCGGAUGCGUCCGGACGACGCCGGUGCCACGGUGCGACUAUGUACGGGCUGCUGCUGGAGAAUCUGUCCGAAUACGUGAAGGCUGUCUACGGAGAGGACAAGUGGGAUGACAUCCGCCGACAGACGGGCAUAUCGUCGCCCUCGUUCAGCGUCCACGAUGACUACGACGAGAAUCUGCUCAACGUUCUGGCGACGAAAGCGCAAGAAAUUCUUGGAAUUUCGGAGCGUGACUUUAUGGACCAGAUGGGUGUGUACUUCGUCAACUUCGUCAGCCAGUACGGGUACGAUCGGGUACUGUCCGUGUUGGGACGCCACAUGCGCGACUUUCUGAAUGGGUUGGAUAAUUUGCACGAAUAUCUCAAAUUCUCCUAUCCGCUGAUGCGUGCGCCAAGCUUCAUCUGUGAGAACGAAACACGCCACGGACUGACGCUACACUAUCGGACCAAGCGCAAGGGUUUCGUUUACUACACAAUGGGACAAAUUAGGGAGGUGGCACGUCAUUUCUACCAUAAAGAUAUGCAAAUCGAGCUGGUCAAAUCGGAUCUGCUGGGCGAAACAAAUCAUUACACGUUCCAGCUGACGUUCGACAACCGGGCCUUCUCUUUGGCCACCCUGGCAAUGACGCGGGAAGAGAAGCACCUCCCCAUUAGCGCCUCGGUACUGUUCGAGAUAUUCCCCUUCUGCAUCGUCUUUGGGUCGGAUAUGGUUGUCCGUAGUAUAGGCAAUUCGCUGAUGGUCAUUCUGCCCGAUUUACUGUCGAAAAAGAUUACGGAUUGGUUCGAGCUGAGACGUCCACUGAUAGCAUUUAAAUUCCAAACGAUACUCAACCGCACGAAUAACAUAUUCGAGCUUGUUACGGUGCAGUCGGUUAAAAAGCGUCCUGAAAACCAACGGAAAACAGAACUCGUGCUUUCGGAGGAUGAACAAGAGGAGGAGGUAGAAAAGCGCUUGCGACUUAAGGGUCAGAUGAUCUACAUGGAGAACUGGUACAUGAUCAUGUUUCUGGGGACACCAGUCAUGCCCAAACUGACAUCACUUAUCAGUACCGGCCUAUACAUCAACGAUCUAUCCAUGCACGACUUUAGCCGUGAUCUCAUGCUAGCCGGAACGCAGCAAUCAGUCGAACUAAAGUUGGCUCUCGAUCAGGAACAGCAAAAGUCGAAAAAGCUUGAAGAAUCGAUGCGUAAACUGGACGAAGAGAUGCGCCGGACGGAUGAGCUGCUGUAUCAGAUGAUCCCGAAACAGGUCGCCGAUCGGUUGCGGCGUGGUGAGAACCCGAUCGAUACCUGCGAGAUGUUUAACAGCGUGUCGAUACUGUUCUCGGACGUGGUCACAUUUACUGAGAUCUGUUCCCGCAUCACACCGAUGGAGGUCGUGUCCAUGCUGAACGCGAUGUAUUCCAUCUUCGAUACGCUUACCGAGCGGAACAGCGUGUACAAGGUCGAAACGAUCGGUGAUGCAUACAUGGUAGUUUCAGGCGCCCCCGCCAAGGAGCAAAACCAUGCUGAAAAAGUCUGUGAUAUGGCCUUGGAUAUGAUCGAGGCAAUAACGGAUUUGAAAGAUCCUUCCACAGGAUCUCAUCUUCGUAUAAGAGUGGGUGUUCACUCUGGUGCGGUGGUAGCGGGUAUUGUCGGUUUAAAGAUGCCAAGAUACUGCUUGUUCGGUGACUCAGUCAAUACCGCCUCCCGCAUGGAGUCAACAAGCCAGGCGAUGCGAAUACACAUAUCGGAGUCUACCAAGAAUCUGCUCUCGUCCAACUAUCGCGUUAGCGAGCGGGGAGAGAUCGACGUCAAGGGUAAAGGUACGAUGAAGACGUACUGGUUAGAUUAUCGUGAAAAUCGUCCCCCGCUUCAGCUGUUGGACGAGGACAUCAAGAGCCCAUCGAUCGAGUACAUCGAAACGAACAAGGACCGGCGUGUUAGCAUUCCAUCAUACAACAUCGUACAGCAACCACAUAAGCAAUCGCUCGGUGGUCUAAGUUCUGCUGGACUGGAAGAUCGGCGCGUAUACUCACCGGUAACGUUCGAAGAUGUUGCCCGGCGCAGUAUAGCUAACUCACCGGUAAAGUUGCACGCGUUCGGACCACGGGGUCGGGAAAAUCGCUCCAACUCAACGGGCCAUGCGUUCAUGCACAGUGUGUCCGAUGUGUUCGGUUCGCUCGUGACCGAUACGGAAGAGUUCCUGGAGGAUCUGCAGCAUCGGAAUUCGCUUAGCAACACACUUUACUCACCAUCUACAACAUCGCCCUGUCCUUUUAGUCCACCGGCUCCGUUUCGUACGAAAUCGAAAUCUUGCUACCAAGCGCAGUUUAUGGAUAAGGAUCACGAACUAUUAUCCGGAGCUAGUAACGCGUUACUGCAAGAAACAUCCAAGAAACCUAAAGGCAUCCUGGCGAAAGCCCAAACCGUCGAACAUGCGGCCGCUGCUUCGUACGAACAGAAGGCGAAAGUGCGCAAAGCUAAACUUGAUGCGGUGAAGCACCAGCAAACCAAGGCGCUGGAAAAGCUCGACCAGAUGGUGCAGGAAAUCUACGAUGCCGAUCUGCCCGGCAUGUGUUUCGUCAAUCCGCCCGGUUCACGGUCCGACGGCAACAUCUGUCAGUCGAACAAUUGCACCCUCGGUAGCAGUAGGUCCGUAGUGGACGAGCGCACUAGCGACACCGCUUCCUCAACCUGUCACGCACUCUAUACACUCAAUCUUUACUUUCCCGUUUCAUGUCCACCCGCGUGUUCGUGUGCACCCGACGGUAGCCGAUCGCAAGCGGUCCCAUCGCAUUCCGGUGCGGUACCGGGCCCGUCUAAUGGUCCGGUACCCGUCUGCGAACAGCACGCCCAUCUACCCCCGAGACACUGUCACGGGUGUGAACCGGUUGCCGGUCCCGGUCCCGGCCCGGGAAAGGUUCCACAGAGCAUGAGCUUUUCGCAUCCGAAAGAGCACAAGUGCUGUCCGGCGGCGUACGCUACCCAUCACCAGAACGGCCGACACAAAGUGCACUCGAACGCCUGUCACAUACUCUAGAGACUGUCCACGUGACGCCGAUCGUCCGCUCGGUAGAUUCCCUUAGUUGUUCCCGUGGUAGUAGUGCACGUGCACAUCCAUUGCAGCACAUCAUCUGUAUAUAUUGCGAUACGGUUUCUCGGCGAAAACUUGACAUCCUAGCCACUGGCACCGGCACUGAGUCAGUCGCUAGUCCAUUCGACGAAAGCUCUUCACGAUGAAAGUCAAUAGGUGUUUUGUAUGUAUCCGUAUGUCCGUUAUCGAUUUUACGUUUCUAAAUGGUGU